This is a messenger RNA of Pocillopora verrucosa, 1640 nucleotides long. RefSeq names its product XK-related protein 6. Gene Ontology annotation, cellular component: membrane. NCBI's taxonomy places the organism in Eukaryota, Metazoa, Cnidaria, Anthozoa, Scleractinia, Pocilloporidae. The record is from RefSeq and is a predicted model, not a curated record.
GUUUUUUUUUCCAAUUCAACUCCGUUUUUUAGGCCGUCCUGGAGUCAAAGUUUGUCUUCAGUCGUCGUGUUGUUACAGGCAGCAGCAGUAACAUGACUCUCAUCAAAUGCUGGCCGGACUCUUGUAGAAGCACACGACUAAAACGGCCACUUGAUCACGAAGCGCGAACGAAAAGCUCGCAGUGCAGGAGACAAAUGGUUGAAACAGACUGUUCAUCGCAAGGUCAUGAUUGCAUGUGUCGAUGUUUCUCGGGUUCAUGUGGACGGAUUUUAAACUGGAUAAGUGACACUCGACCGUACAUACCCCCAAAAGAUCCCGAGGCGAGGAGAUGGUACGAACGUGGGAAAUGCUCGCGGUUUAACCUCUUGUUUCCGUUUUUAACUUUGCUUCUGGCUUUAGUGGAUACGGCAAUGGAUGUGAGAGUGGCGGUGUCUCAUUAUCGCCGUGGUGACGACAUCUGGGCUUCGCUCACGCUCGCCUUUGUAAUAAUUUCGGUUGUCAUUAUCGAAAUAGUGUCUGCGAACUGGUAUUUGGAGGAUGAAAAGGGUUAUAAGAAGGAAAUCCUUAAGAAACACGGAUUGGAAAUAAAAAAGUGGCAUUAUUUGUGUCAUUUUAUCCUGUGUGGAACUCUCUUAAGAUGCUGCCAAAUAUUUAAAACCGUGCGUCUUAUACGAAGCAUCAAAGGCCAAACAUCGGAUGAUAAAGAACGUUACCGCCUGUACAUUGCUCAACUGCAAGACGCAAGUACUCUUGGUGUGUUAGAGGCGUUUAUGGAAGAAGCACCUCAGGUCGCCUUACAAAUUUACAUCUUACUGCGACGAGGGAGCGUAGACUUAGGAUCGUUUGAAGAUCUGAUUGUUGUUCUCAGUAUCCCAAAGUCCCUUGCUCUCUUCGCCUUACACCUUGUGAUCUAUGCACGAUAUCUCAGGGACGGAGAUGAAGAAAGUCCGCAGAUGAGUUGGUGUAGUUUUAGUUCGCUUUUGUAUUUCGUGUGGCGUCUGUUUAUGCUCACAUCUAGGAUCUUAGCUCUCGCUCUGUUUGCUUCUCAUUUCACUCGCUUCGUGUUUGUGGUUGCUGGAAUUCACUUUAUUUUAUCAUACGCCCUGCUAUGGAGACAGAAUUGCGAAUAUUUCGAGGGCGCUCCGAUUAAACAGAAAUUAUUCAGAUGUGCUAUUGCGUAUGUCCAUAUGUUCUGCUUCUUUCCACUGGAAGGCAAAAACACUCGGAAAUGGGGUUAUCCGUAUUACAUAGUGACUUUUAUCGAAAACAGUGCUAUAGUUCUUCUGUGGAACUUUGUGGCCAGUUACAACCUGAAAUUCAGAAUAACAAUGCUGACUGCAGAAUGGACGACUUUUGCAAUCGGAAUAGCUUCUCUAGUUUUAUUCUAUCGCUGUUUUCAUCCUUCAUCUUAUCUGACUACGGAAAGAUCAGCGAGGCAGAUCCAGAGCGUGACUGAAAACGGCUCCAUGCAUCAGAGUUCUUCGACUUGUAAUGUCAACGACGUGUGAGGGAACAGAAUAUGGUUUUUUUCGGGAGUGGUACAGACCAGGAGCCUAAGUAAUGACUCAUUUUUACCGCCCACUGAGAACUACGAAUACAAAACCAACAAAAAACUGGCAAUAAAAAUUGUUUGUGUUACA